This is a messenger RNA of Anoplophora glabripennis (Asian longhorned beetle), 1234 nucleotides long. RefSeq names its product beta-1,3-galactosyltransferase brn. Gene Ontology annotation, molecular function: UDP-glycosyltransferase activity; hexosyltransferase activity. The transcript is spliced from 2 exons. The coding region runs from base 76 to 1146 and encodes 356 amino acids. Lineage: Eukaryota; Metazoa; Arthropoda; Insecta; Coleoptera; Cerambycidae. Gene Ontology annotation, cellular component: membrane. The record is from RefSeq and is a predicted model, not a curated record.
CGGCAACAGUAUUAACCAUUAGUUAAGCAAUGUGUCACAGUGAUCACCGUCAAGAGUGGAAUAUAUCGAUAAAAUAUGAUUUAUUCAACUCAUAGAAGACUAAAACGUGCUUUAAUUAUUUUAAUUAUACUUUCACUUUUGUAUCUCUUUGGAAUAUUUCACCAUGCAUUCGAAAGUGACUUCUACAACGAUUUUCAUUAUCCAUAUGAUGGUGAUAUAGAAAUGUUUAUACAAAAAUUAAAAAAAGAUGUUACACCGGAUAUGAAGCCUAUAAACUCGUAUCAUUUUCAGUACUAUAAGAACUGCAGUAAAAAAUGUACUGAUGUUCAAAAUUUACGAUUAGUGUAUUUGAUCAAAUCUGAUCCACACAAUUUUUAUCGCAGAAUAAUUAUACGUAAAUCUUGGGGGUAUGAACGCAGAUUUGCUGAUAUUGAAAUAAGAACAGUAUUUUUGAUUGGAUUAAGGGAGUCUGAGUCACUACAGAAGUUAAUUGAUGAAGAGAAUCGUAAGUUUUCUGAUAUUGUUCAAGCAAAUUUUUCGGACACGUAUUAUAAUAAUACAUAUAAGACAAUGAUGGGUAUGCAGUGGGUCAUAAAAUUUUGUCCUGACUCAAAAUUUUAUUUGUUUGCUGAUGAUGAUUAUUAUAUUUCAACUAAAAACGUUUUGAGGUUUUUACGUUUUCCAACAAAAUAUCCUCAAUAUCUCAAAGAACCUAUGGCAAAUGUGGAAAGCUCAUUAGCAAGAUAUAGUAGACAAUCAGAUGACGUAAAAUUAUAUACUGGUUACGUUUUCAAGUCAGCUCCCCUUAGAAAUUAUUUCAGUAAGUGGUACGUUUCUUUACAAGAAUAUCCGUACCACAUGUGGCCACCUUAUGUAACUGCCGGAGCAUUUAUUUUAUCAAGAUCUGCUUUGACAGACAUGUACUACUCUAGUUUCUACACUCAACAUUUUAGAUUUGAUGACAUUUAUGUUGGCUUAUUAGCAUAUAAAGCUAAAAUUGAACCACUGCAUUGCGAUGAAUUUCAUUUUUACCGGAAGGCAUAUAACAAACUUAAUUUUGAAUAUACGAUAGCUUCUCAUGGGUAUGGUGAUCCAGAAGAAUUAGUCACGAUAUGGGCAGAACAAAACAGUUUAGGAAAUGCAUGAAUAUUUAUCUUGUAUUUUUUUCCGAUAGGUAGAAUUUGUAGUAUUUCUUAAGUUGUAUGUAUUGUUGAAAUAAAACAUUUAAAGUUUG